AUGUCAACUGAAGCCCCUUCUUCCAAUUUUUUAUUUCUUUCAGUUGCUGUUAUAGUUCAUUGGUAAGUUAUACUGAAAAAUAAAAUCGAAGUACAGUUAACUAUGUACAUAGAAAAUUUUCAGGGGAUGUUCGCUUCUCACAGUUUUCAUAAACAAAAACAAUAUGUCAACACAUGCCACAAAGGUAAUUUCUUAUUCACAUAAAAUUCUUUGAAAAAUAAAAAAAAUUCAUUUUCAGCUGGAUAGUCCAUUUUUCAUAACUUGGUAUCAAAGUCUUGUAGCAACUAUUUUUUGUGUUCUCACUGGUUUUCUUUCGAGAAGAUUUACCGCAAUUCCAAGCAUCAAACUAGAUUUUGAUGAAUUGAGAAAUGUAGGUUUGAAUUGUUUUUUAUAAGACUUACCCUAACUUUAAAAAAAACUUCAGAUUUUCCCACUAUCAAUCACAUUUGUUGUGAUGGUAACUCUAACUAAUUUCACAAUUGAAUUCCUCACUGUUUCAACAUUGAUGAUUGUCAAGAGUACUGUACCAAUUUUUGUUAUGCUUUAUUCUUUAUACAUUUUCAAAAAAUGGUUCUCAAAGACUAGUGUUCUUUGUGGAGUUGUUAUCCUAAUUGGUUUUGCUAUGGGAAUUGAUCAAACUAAUCUUGAACAUUUUGAUACAACUGCUUUGGCUUUUGCUCUUCUUGCUGCUUCCACUAUGGGAUUGUACUUGACAGUUUAUCAAAGGUUGGUAUACUUUUGAAAUGAAAUUCUGAAAUAGGGUGACUGAAGGAAGAUUUUUGAUAGAAUUUCAUUUUAUCUUAUUUUUUGGAUGGCACUAAUUCAGUUUUCUAGAAUUCAAACUUUUUUCUGGUAGAUCAAAAACAGCUUUAUCCUUGAAUUUCAAAUGUCAAAAAUUCGAGAGAAAUGUAUUCUGUGCACAGUGUGUCAUAUUUUACACAAAAGCUUCUGCUCACCGAAAAAUAGAAAAUUCUUUGAUCUUCUGCAAAUAGUUUCAAAAAAGUUUGACUACCGAUAGUAAAUUACUACUAUUGGGCACCGGGAAUCGAACUUCUGUAUUCUGAUCUCUUAAUUUCAGAUUCAUCCCAACUAUCGAUAACUGUGUCUACAAAUUAACAUUCUACAACAAUUUGACAGCUACAAUUGUCCUCUUCAUUGUUAUGAUUUUCAACGGAGAUGUUGUCACAGUUUAUAAUGAAGCUUCAUUGAAAGAUGGUGAAUAUUGGAGACUUUUAGCUCUUCCAGGAAUUCUCGCUUAUUUUGCAAAUGCCAAACAACACGUUGAAAAUAACAGUAAGACUGCUGGAUUUAUCUCAUUCCUUGCAAAACUUUUUGUUCAAACUGUUAUUGCUACUUAUUAUUAUAAUGAAACUCACACCGCUCUAUGGUUUGUUUUUCUUUUUAUUUUUUUCUGAAAACUUGUGAUUGAAAAAAGCUGUUUUCAGGUGGGCUAGUAAUGCUAUCAUCACAGUUGGUCUAUUCAUGCAUUAUUAUUUCGAUGAAGACAACGAAGUAACUGAAAUCAGUGCCAAUGAGAAAUAUAAACUUUUGGAACACGAAUUCAAUAGCGUUUAG
Caenorhabditis angaria is the source of this 1575-nucleotide messenger RNA. NCBI's taxonomy places the organism in Eukaryota, Metazoa, Nematoda, Chromadorea, Rhabditida, Rhabditidae. The record is from the annotation of a GenBank genome assembly.